ACACGACACAUUUUUUUCGACACAUUUUUUUUUCCAGUACUGGUGUACGUGGAUGUUGAUUUUGAAUUUAUUUAACCCAAUUGUUUUAGUCAUCUUUGAUUAAUUUUUUUAAUAUUGAAUUACUGACAGCUGGUUGAUUGAACAUAUAUAUUUAUUCUGAUUCGGUUGAUUGGUCAUUGAAUCGUUGCUUUUUAUCAUCAUCGUCGUCAUCAUUUUUUUACAAUUUUUAAUUAAAAAUCAAGAUUUGUUUUCAUUUUUUCACUUGUUGCCAAUACCAAACAACCAAAAGAAAAAAGACCAAAAACAAAAUGAAAUUUGAAGAUAUUCUCCAACAGAUUGGUGAUGAAAAUCGUUUUCAAAAAUUUCUCAUCAUAUUUCUAUUAUUACCGACAUCAUUUUUUAAUGUAUUUUUUGAAGGAAUGUUUCUAUUAUCAACACCUGAUCAUUGGUGUCGUGUACCGGAAUUGGAACAUUUAUCAAUGGAACAACAACAACAUUUGAUACGACCAAUUGAUCCAAUAACUGGUAAACGUUCCAAUUGUGAACGUUAUGAUGUUGAAUAUAAAGAUUUUUUAAACACAAUCAAUACUAAUAAUAAUAAUAAUAAUGAUCUACAUCAAGAUAUAAAAUUAUUAAUAUCAAAUUCAACAAUACAAACAUUUGCUAAAAUUCAAUGUAAUAAUGGUUGGAUCUAUGAUCAAUCAUUGUAUACAGAAACGGCUGUCACAUGGUUUAAUUUUGUAUGUAAUCGAGAUUAUUAUGUUAAUCUGAUCAUGUCAUUGACUGCAAUCGGUUUAGCCGUUUUGACUCCACUUCUUUCUAAUCUAUCCGACAGUAUUGGACGUAAAAAAGCAAUGCUUAUCACAAUGAUUAUUGCCCAAAUAUCCUGUCUAUCACCAAUUAUAUUCAAAGAUAUUUAUUCAUUUCUUAUUGCACGUUUUCUUGCCGGCGGUAUACUAUGUGUUUAUUAUCAAUUACCAUUUGUGAUAACUCAAGAAUUAGUUAGCCAAAAAUAUCGUACACUUGCAUCAAGUUUAUCGGCCAUUUUCUAUUCAUUAGGCAGCUGUUCAUUAACAUUGGCAUUAAAAUUAACAGGAAAUUGGGUUACAUUUACAUGGGUACAAUUUAUUUUUACUUCAUUUCUUAUCAUUGCUUAUAAAUUGAUACCAGAAUCACCAUCAUGGUUGAUAUCGAAAAAACGUUAUGAUGAAGCUUAUGAACAAUUGGCACAGGUUUGUCGAUUUAAUAAACGUAAAGUACCCGAUGAUCUGAUGGCCAACAUAAUGUCAUUAGAAAGUGAUGAAGAUGAAUUGAAAUCAACAACAACAACAACAACAAAAAUAACGGAAAUAAAUAAUGAUAAUGAAAAUGAGGAUUCAUUCUUUGAUCUAAUAUUAAUGCCAGGGUUACGAUCAAAAACAUUAAUCAUAACGAUUGUAUUUAUAGCUUGUAUAAUUGGUUAUGGUGGCAUAAUUGGCAAUACGGUCAAUAUGGAAGCAAAUAAUCAGCUCUAUAAUUAUCUAUUAUUGUCAUUUAUUGAUCUACCAUCAUUGUUUAUUUGUUGGAAAUUGAUUAAUACACGAUUAGGUAGACGUUGGACAAAUGUAAUUACAAUGGGCAUUUGUGGUAUUGCACUUAUAUUGCCGGCUAUAUUCAAUCGUCAAUAUGAUGAAUAUUUUUAUACUGGUUGUACAUUGGUAGGAAAAUUCGGUGUUGCCGGUACAUUUAUGAUCAUAUAUCAACAUUCAUCGGAAUUAUAUCCAACAACAUUACGUAAUCAAGGUUUAGGACUAACAGCCACUAUUGGUUCUAUUGGUGCUAUUUUAACACCACAAAUAGUUUAUAUUGCAAAAUAUGGUGAAUGGAUACCAUUAUUCAUAAUCGGCAUACUAUGUUUAUUGGCAUCAAUAAUAGCAUCAUUCUUGCCAGAAACAUUGAAUGAAUAUCUACCACAAUGUUCACGUGAAGCAGCUAAUUUUGGUAGAGAUAAAAAAUUUUUUACCAUGGCCGAUCUAAAAAAUCGAAAAUUAUCAAUAACAAAAAAAACAACAACAAUAUCUUAA
Messenger RNA from Dermatophagoides farinae (American house dust mite), 2063 nucleotides. Lineage: Eukaryota; Metazoa; Arthropoda; Arachnida; Sarcoptiformes; Pyroglyphidae. The record is from RefSeq and is a predicted model, not a curated record.